AUUCCUUUUUCGUUCUUUCUUUUCACUGUUCAACCUGCUAACCACAACACAGGAAGGCAGAUUAGAUAGAUAGACAGACAGACAGGAAAGAGGUGCAACAGGAAACGGUAUCUCCAGCAACAGUGAUGACUUCAGCUGCUGUGCAUUUGUGACUCGUUUAAUUUGCUCGCUAGUCCUCGACUAGGUUUUUACUCUUUCGCGAUCCCUCAAAUUCAAACUUUGAUUCCACCUGCUUUCGUGGGAAUUAUGGCUUUAUGGCAUGAAACAUCUGUGUGGGCAGUGUUUUACAUCCCUUGAUGCCUACAGACAACUUCAACAAGUCCAAGACACAAACUGGAACGUAUGAGGGCCGAAAUUAUCCAACUUGCUCAUGGAGAGGAAGGCACAUUACGAUUCUAUCAUGGACCGAAGCAAACGCAUCAUGUGGCAGGAUGACUGCUAUGUGGAUCUUCAGUCUACAUCCUACCCUGUCUCUUCACAAGCAGGAACAGAAGACCUUGGCUGGAUCCAAAAGCAUCAAGACCAGCUGCAACGCUUCAUUACAGCCUCCUUCCUGGAGGGGAUGUUAACCCACCUGAGAAAGGUGGAUGUGCUGAGUUCAGCUGAUGAGACCAAGAUCAAAGAAGCGGGCCGGCUGCAGGACCAGGUUAACAUGCUCACAACUAUUGUCACUGACAAGGACACUCACGGUUCUGAUGCUCUCCAGGGCUUCAUAGAGAGCUCAGAUUCUCAGGUGGCCCAGCUCAUCAUCAACCACGAUUCCAUGGGGAAGGAGCACAAAGAGGUGCUGUUACGGCGAUAUGAGCAGUACAGAGACAGAGAUUCAGUCAGCUGCCCCAAACUAAACAUCUUCUCAAGAACCUUACUUCUGGUCGAUGGCCUUUCCGACAUCCAGCAAAAAGAACAUGACUUAAUGCAGGUGGGGGCGACUCGAGGAAGGAAAAGAAAUCAUCUCAGACAGCUGGGGCUGACCAAACUCUUGGAGCCCCUGACCCGGGUCAGUUUACCUCCCAGGGUCUCCCUCACACUUGGGGUGGCUGGUAUCGGCAAGACAACCUGGGUCCGACACUUCAUCAGACAGUGGAGCCAAGGGGCCAUCUGCACAGAUGUGAGCUUCGUCCUGCCUUUCACUUUUUGCGAGCUAAACUCACUGGAGAAAGUCUCUGUUGAGAGGCUAGUGAAAAUGGCUUUUCCUCAUUUAACAGACCCCAGUCUGGUCCUGAGCAGCUCCUGCCGCACACUGCUCAUACUAGAUGGUUUGGACGAAUUCCGCUGCACUUUAAAUUUCUCUGACGCAGCUCCUUGCAGCGACCCAAAGAAAGAAGUGGCCAUUGAUGACCUAGUUACUAACAUCAUCCGGGGCAAUCUGCUCCCUUACGUGGCAGUGUGGGUGACCUCCAGGCCAGGAGUGGCCUCACUCAUCCCUGGAGGAUUGGUUGACAGGGUGACUGAGAUACCAGGAUUCAGCCCGAAGGACAUCCAGCUCUUCCUAAACCACCACUUCUCUGAGAGGGAUUUUGCCAGUAAAAUAUGGGCGCACUUGGAGUCCCAUAAAAUCUUAAUGGUGAUGUGCUACAUACCAUGCAUUUGCUGGAUAGUAGCUGAUACUCUGAUGUACAUCAUGCAGAGUGAAACACAAGAGAGCCUUCCAAGGACUUGUACUGAGCUAUACGCUCACUUUUGUUCCAUGAAGGCAGAAGUAGGUGAACCAAGAGGCAGGGAGCCUGUGAAAAUGGAACAGCUCCAUGGGAGCAAUCGUAAACUGCUGGGGAACCUUGGACGACUGGCAUUUUAUGGGCUCCUUAAACGCAAGUACACCUUCAGCGAGCAAGACCUCAGGGCCUAUGGGAUAGAUCUACUGUUAACUCAGUGCAGUCUUGGUGCUGGAGUUCUUGUUCGGGAGGAGUCUGCCAUAUACACAACAUAUCGGUUCACUCAUUUGUCUCUGCUAGAGUUUCUUGCAGCUACUUUUUACCAUAUCUCCUCCAAGCGGGCCAUCUUUGACUUAUUCUCGGAGAGCACCAUGUCUUGGCCCAAGAUCGGUUUCCAGAACCACUUCAGAAGCGCCUUUCAGCACUCACAACAAGCUGAAGACGGUCACUUGGACGUGUUUGUGCGCUUCCUGACAGGCCUGCUGUGCCCAAUGGCACAGAAACCUCUCGCUGGGCUUCUGGCCCUCGGAAAAGAUGAUGGCAAUCAGAAGGCUUGGGCAGCAGGGUUUUUACAAGGCCUCUUGGUCAGCGGCGGUGCAGUGGUGUCCCUGCGUGCAGUUAACCUGGCUUACUGUUUACAGGAGCUGCAACACACAGAGCUAUUGCGGAGUGUUGAGGAAGAUUUACAGCUUGGUAGCCUAGCAGGGAAAUUAACACGGGCUCACUGUGUUGUGCUGGGCUACCUCCUUCAUGUGUCUCCAGAGUGCAGUGAACAGACCAACCUAACAGGCUCUCUGAACUACACAACAGUGAAAUGUCUGCUCCCACAGCUGCUGUACUGCAGCUAUCUCAGGUUAGAGAAUAAUCACUUCAAAGAUGAUGUCAUGGAGUUGCUGGGAAGCCUCCUGAGUGCCAAAGACUGCCAUAUCCAGAAGAUAAGUUUGGCAGAGAAUGCCAUCAGCAACAAAGGAUCCAAAGCCCUGAGUCGAGCCCUCUUGGUAAACCGGACGCUAACGUCUCUCAAUCUCCGGAACAACAACAUCGGCUCUAAAGGUGCAAAGUUCCUGGCAGAGGCUCUGAAAAUGAACCAAGUCCUGGUAUCAAUCAACUUCCAGAACAAUGCAAUUGAGGAGGAAGGUGCUCAGGCCCUUGCAGAAGUACUGCACUGCAAUCGCAAACUGGUGUCUCUGAACAUACGGAAGAAUAAGAUUGGAGCGGGAGGAGCCAAAAGGAUUGCAGAGGCACUGAAGACGAACCGGACUCUCACAAAGCUGAUUCUUUGUAGCAACCAGCUUGGGGACAAAGGGGCAAUCGCUCUGGCAGAGGCUUUGACAGUCAACCACACUCUCCUCUCUCUUCAACUUCAGAGUAACUCAAUCAGCAACAGGGGGAUGACAGCCUUAACCAAAGCACUCAGGCUGAACCGUGGCCUCGUCUCCUUGAAUUUAAGGGAGAACUCCAUAGGGGUGGAGGGAGCAAAGAACAUGGCUCAUGCCCUCCAUGAGAACAACUCUCUGCAGGACCUUGAUCUCACAGCCAACCUGUUGCACGAUGAAGGGGUUCAAGCUAUAGCAGGCGCAAUCAAGUUUAAUCAAGGCCUCACCUCUCUGCAUCUCCAGUGGAAUUUCAUCAAGUCCUCUGCCACUAAAGCUCUGGCCCAUGCACUCCUCUCCAAUGCCACAAUGCAGCUCUUGGAUCUACAGGAGAAUGCUAUUGGGAAUGAAGGCGUCAUUUUUCUUGCCGAAGCCCUGAAAACCAACGUGUCUCUGCGUACAUUAUGUCUCCAGGGAGUGUCAUCGAGCACCAGUGGUGCCAUUGCAAUGGCAGAGGCUCUAAUGACCAACCAAACCCUGCAAACAUUAGAUCUACGUGGGAACACCGUGGGGAUGGAAGGAGCAAAGGCUCUGGCUAACGCACUGAAAAGCAACAGAAGCCUCAAGUCGUUGAAUCUGCAGGAGAACUCUCUGGGUAUGGAUGGAGCCAUAUUUAUUGCAACGGCCUUGAAGGGAAACCACCAAUUGACGUACAUCAAUUUGCAGGGAAAUGGCAUUGGAGAAUCAGGAGCAAAGGUCAUAUCUGAUGCUAUAAGAGCCGACGCUCCGGGCUGUGUGGUGGACAUCUGAACAAGGAAAGAGCAGCUUCUACUGAGGAAAGUCGCAAAUGUAACAUAGAGAUAACAGUAUAGGCUGUAUGUGUUAUAAGGAAAAGGUGUAUGCAAUUUAGUUAAAGCUGUACAGUAUGUUGGUGCUGAAUAUCACUCUGUAGCUGUUCACUGUAUAUAUAGUAAGAUAUAUAUUCACAUAUUUAUUUUGACGUUAUUAUUGAGGUAGCAGUUGCCAGAAGGGAUGAAAAAAAGAAAUUGACAAGGGUGAAGAUAUUUAGAGUGACACUAUAUUUUUAUGUAAAAUACACUCAGUAUCUAUAAUUACAGAGUGGAGCCUCAUCCCUCUUAUUUGCCAAUUAAGAUGACAUUCUGUUCAUUUGCUCUAUUUGCACGAAGGAAUCUGGUGUAUAGCAAUAAAAUGGACAUUCACACAGCA
Messenger RNA from Sander lucioperca (pikeperch), 4192 nucleotides. RefSeq names its product NLR family, CARD domain containing 3 (gene nlrc3). Gene Ontology annotation, cellular component: cytosol. The record is from RefSeq and is a predicted model, not a curated record. Bases 371 to 3775 code for a protein of 1134 amino acids. The transcript has 19 exons. Gene Ontology annotation, biological process: negative regulation of canonical NF-kappaB signal transduction; regulation of apoptotic process. Gene Ontology annotation, molecular function: protein binding. NCBI's taxonomy places the organism in Eukaryota, Metazoa, Chordata, Actinopteri, Perciformes, Percidae.